Molecule: messenger RNA, 730 nt
Organism: Gongylonema pulchrum
Lineage: Eukaryota; Metazoa; Nematoda; Chromadorea; Rhabditida; Gongylonematidae
Source: the annotation of a GenBank genome assembly
GGGGCCUGUUCAGAUGCAUGAUGGGCGACGUUCGGUGAUCCAUUUGCUGGAUGGGCAGAAGCUGGAGCUCACGAUACAGCCACGACUGGUUGUCGACGAACUACUCAGUAUUAUUGCCAGCCAUGUUGCCCUGAAAGACGCCGACAAGCAGUAUUUCGGCGUGGCCUAUGUCGAUGACCUCGGCCAGUACCACUGGUUGCCCACAGACAGACGGGUUUUGGAGUGUGAUAUUCCGCGCAAGUCUCAUCAGUCCGGUUUGGAACUGCACCACAGCGUAAAGUUAUUUUUUGCGCGUAUUUUCAGGUUUUUUGUCGAUUCGAUACUCACAUUGCGUCACCCAUCGGCCGUCGAACUGUAUUUCCUCGAGACAGCAAGGCGUUUAGUAAAACUUUUUGCGCGUAUUUUCAGGUUUUUUGUCGAUUCGAUCCUCACAUUGCGUCACCCAUCGGCCGUCGAACUGUAUUUCCUCGAGACAGCAAGGCGUUUAGUAAAAGGAUUACUGGAAUUUACAGAUCUGGAAUAUUACAAAAUAGCAUCAAACUUCUUGCAAAUCUAUUGUGGCGAUUACGUGAGUGAUGAUAAGGCACGAGCCGCAUUGGCCGAGCUUCUGCCGGUUCCGAAUGGAGUGCUGCACGGCUAUGAUGUAACUCUGGACGAUGUUGAGCGGAAUGUUGUCGAAAUGUACAGAGAUCUCAGUGGUACUCCCAAAGGAGUUGCUCUCUUAAAGUAA